CCAACACACAACACCCAGCUUUCCCUCAUCCAUCCAUCAAACCCCGGUCAUUACACUUCCGCCGCACCGCACCGCGCUUUCGUCAGCAGGUUAAGGUAUCGCCAACCCAACCCCACUAUCGAUCGCACCCACACAAGUACCCCGUGUACUUGCUGUGUGGCCUUCUUGCUUUUUGCAGUACCUUUUUCAUAUGACAAACUCGGGCCCCGUUUCUACCUGCCCCAGCAAUAGCAACAAUGUCGACCAGACGCCCCCCCAUCUCGUCCCAAAGCUCGUCCUACGCCGCCGUACUAGCCGGCCAAGCUCGACAACAGUCGCCGCAAUCGGCAGCUUCGGGGAACGG
Messenger RNA from Tricharina praecox, 343 nucleotides. RefSeq lists its product as uncharacterized. The annotation marks the transcript as partial. The transcript is spliced from 2 exons. NCBI's taxonomy places the organism in Eukaryota, Fungi, Ascomycota, Pezizomycetes, Pezizales, Pyronemataceae. The record is from RefSeq and is a predicted model, not a curated record.